AUGGAAAGCAAGAAAAUAAACGACAACCAAAUAACUGCAUUAAGUGCUUUCAACGAUGACUUCGCCAAAUAUGGACCUCAACGAGCUCGACUCAAUCUGGCGUCUUGGCCCCCCGGAUACAGAGCUCAUCUAAGAGACGCACGGAAUUGCUGGAUUAAGGUUAAUCUCACAAACGAGAAAAUCAUUACGGGAUUGGCCACCCAAGGAUAUGGAGCUAAGUAUUCUACAGAGUGGAUAACAAGUUAUAUCGUCCUGUACAAAUCUAAAACGGGCGAAAUGCUGCCAUUUAAAACCUUACAAGGAAACACAAAGGUAGGUUGGUCCCUUUUCUGGUUAGUGUUGAAGCAGAUUCGUGAUUAUUAUUUUAAAAGAUUCCAAACGUUAAUCAGUAGGAAAAUCCAUGGGCGUGUGAUUUGAACGUGGAGGAAAGUUGAUCAUGCCCAAAAGCAGGCUUCUUUUUAUCAAACAAUGAAGGUUUUCCGCAAAUUAAAGCUCUUUUUCGGUUGUAAUCAUUGGUUUUCCUCCGGAUGAGUAUUCUCUGUAGCUCGUUAAGUUGAGAUCAAAUCUGAAUAAUAAAAUAUGUAUAAAGUAAAAUAGGUUCUCGGUAGCUUAUACUGUCUUCCGUUAUACAUGCAAUUUACGAUAAAAGUAGGAAAUAAGCAAGCAAUUUUCUUCGAUUGAAGGCAAACGUAGAUUGUAUUAUUUUCCACUUCUAAAGAAUUUUACUGGAAACAGAGACAGUACUUCUAUCAAACGUCACGACAUUCCUUUCCCUACUGCGACGUCAGCGAUUAUGAUCAUAGCGCAAACGUGGAGUAGCAACGUUGGUUUGCGACUGGAGUUAUAUGGCUGUGAACCAGGUAACGACACUAUAAGCAAGGCUCAAAAAUGAAUACAAAUUUGCUCGAAAUAAGUUCAAAGCUUUCUAAUAAAGGCUUAAAAGCAUUAUUUCUGUCGUCAUUAUAAUUGAAAGAUAUUAAUGCUCAUUUUGCUGUCUCGUUUUAGGAUACUAUUUUGUUGUCUGGCGAAUGUUUGACAGGCGGUAUUUUACUCCAAGUUACGCGAUCUCGACCAGCAAUGGAUAUAUUACCGCUAAGGAAGAAACCCUAAAAGAGGUCAGCUCGUCAUUCAGGAUCAGUAGAAGGGCGCCAUGUACCCUUACAAACUUAUUUACCUCUAUCAUAUUCCCAUUCUUUUCUGACGAACUACCAACAUACUAUUAUAUAAUUGGACGCAGAUCGUUUAACUUGGCGCUCUAACAAACAUACACGCGUACAAAUCAGAGAGUAAUCUAAAUAGACACAAACUGUCUUUUUCCAGGUGGGGAAAACAAGUGCAAAUUUUUAUUUUCAGGGUUAGUAGUUGGGAAAUUCAUUGCGCAUCAUGAACAAAAUUGGUUUUCUCAGCUGCUUUCAGCCGUCUUGAAAAUUUGCAGCUCCCAAAUAUUUUAUUUUAAUAUUUAUUAAUUGAGACUUCAGAUCAUGCACCUCUAUUGUAAUUACGAUUUAAAACCAUUUCUUCCAGAUCAAAGAUCAUCUCCAAGUGAUUCCAGGAUUUUUGUCAGUUGAUUUCGUGGCUUUCACGUGAGUUCUUCGCUUAAAAUAAAACAAUUAUUCACCCUCAGUCAUGCCCUUUCACAGUAAAGAGAAAUAAAUUUCUAGAACUUACAGGCGAAACCUUGUAGUAGUUAUAAACCUUUUAGCUUCCUACUCUUUGCUAUCCAUCGAUUAAUUUUUAAUUAUAAUUUGAGUUAUAAUUUGUUGUUAGAACUUAUCACAUAGCAUCGUCCAGCGGCCAGCGAAAAUGGCCGCAAUUCGAAAUAUUUUUCCGAGUGAGGUUUACUGAAAAUGACUGGACUUGUGGCUAAAAAGAUGUAUCCCCAUUUUAGCUACUUUACUUCUUUCUUUUAUCUCAUGCUCAAACCUAGGACAACAUGAAGGACAACAUGAAUAGAUUAUAAAAACCUAGUGAUAAAUUAAUAUGAAAGCUAAGUUGAUUUCCUCAGGAGGCGUGUGGUUACAGAUACUCAAUUUAAAUUCUAAACAAUUACAUUUUAAUGACUUGUGUGCAUGAAACUUUAGAAGUUGCGCAGGUGCGACAAAUGUAUAACCUUGAUGGGUUGUACAUUAACCCGCCUGGAGAUUCAAGGCGCAUAUGGAGUCAUAAUCAACGUUCUUACAGAGCUUAUCGACACAUACGAAGUAUUUGAAGAGUUGAAGAGUAAGUUUCUUACUUUUUGCGCAAUUUUUAAAAUUUCUCAUUUUUUCCACUUUUCAUUUACGUCAGUCCACAUAGAUCUUGGCUAAGAGAAACAGUACUCACGGCUGAAGCAAAAAUAUUUUGUUUGAAAUCAAGCAGAGAAAAUCUGGAGGCAAAGCUGAACAUGGACAUUAAAAAUGGCAAAGCAGUGUUUCGAUUUCCAAGUGAGUAAAUAUUACACAAACGUCAUUUAAUCGUAUUUGAUCCUCCUUAGGAGGUUAGGGAUCUCACUCUUUGAUGUCACAAUCUUAACAAGUUUCUUCUUUAGAACGAUCUCGCUGUUAAACAUUAAAGGAUAUCUGACGAUUGCUUAGUUGUGCUUUAUUUACUUCACGCCUUUUUUUGUCCUUUUUUUUUUUGUUUUUACAGUACAAUGCAAUUGUUCCUAUCCAGAAGUGAAAAUAUCUUUAAAUAAGACGCUUACUAGUGCAAAGGUGCUGUACACGACUCAAAAUAUUACUAUUCACGCAACAACAAAACGCGGAAAUUGCCACAAGUCCCUAUCUUUCCGGUGGGAGAUUGCUAAAGCAGGUGAUCACCGUGGUGAGUUUGGAAUGCUUAUUUCGCGAGGCGAUAUAUUUGAAAGCAAAAAAGGAAUUCUGAAGCUGAGAGGCAGUGAGUUCGGAGAGGGUUUUCUUUACAUCAGAUGUGCUGCAUUCAUUAGAGAUUUGGCAGGUGAACUUGUAUUGGAGACCUAUGACUAUGGGUAUGUUCGUUUACUUAAUCCGCCUCUGAUUGCGCUCAUUACUGGUGCUACUUCUGCCAUAAAAGGAGAUGGAAGUGUCGUGUUGGAUGCGUCCAACUCUUAUGAUCCUCUUAGUAUACAGAACAACAGUAACGGAUUGAUUUUCAGUUGGUUUUGUCGAAAAAUGGACGGGAAGCUCACGAAAGCGAACACGAGGAGUUGCAAUGGUCGAUACUCAAAGACACCUUACAGUACUGGCUCCGUUUUCAGUGUGGAUGUCGAUUACAUGGACGCUAAUUAUACUUACGUGUUUGAAUUAGUUGUCAUGAAGGAUCGGAGAGUAACGCGGGCAUUCCACAAUCUGACUGUUACACCACCCUAUAUAAUUUCCUUGAUGUAAGUGUAAAAUCACCUUCCGUAAAACUAGAUCUUUCCAUUUAAUAUACAUUUUUCUGCUUAGUUGGGGAUGGUACUUCAUAAUUUAUGGUAUUGCAAUUUAUUUAACAACUGCUUCAGCACUCAUUACUUGUUUUACAACAGAUGUGUAAUUAACUGCGGUCGGAAAGUGAGCACAAAAAGGCGACUGAUUGUGGAGGCUACAUGCAAUGGUCCGUACUGCGUCCAGGAACUGAGCUACCGCUGGACAUUGUAUCACCUCUCGCCAUCGGAAACCGGUACCACUUGGCUUAAAGUCCCUAAAUUUCGGCAAUAUGUGCUCACUGAUCUAGACAGCAGUAAUAUCGUCUUUUCUGGCUCAAAGAACCCGCUGAAACAAAACAUGAAGUACAAAAUCGUGGCUUCUGUUCGUUUUCGUCACCGAAUGAUGGAGAAAGGUGAAAUGGUUUUCAUCACAGAUACGCCGCCACACCACCCUGAUGGUGAGCUGGGAUGUCAGACAUAUCCUAGGGUGGGCAUUGUCCUUAAAACAGAUUUCAAUAUCACCUGUUCUGGAUGGCAGGACGAGGAUCUUCCACUAACCUACCAGCUAAGGCAAGGAACGACUUUUAAAAACUUCUUCAUAUCUCACUGCUUUAAAACUUGUUCAUGGCUCCAAAUCACUCAUAAGAAAAAAAUCGUGCAAAAGCAUUCCCUGAUUAGAGUAGUAUUGAUUAGAGUAGUAUUUUAAUCUGAGGAAAUGAAGUGCAACGAAAAAUUCAAAGAUCUUUAUUUGUUCUGAAAAUGAUGUUUUAGUAGCUUUGAAAAUGAAACAAUGUCAAUGAAUCGAUGUUGUUCCUUUGUAGUUUUCAAUCACUUGAGGGCAUUGUCAUAAUUGCCAGAAGGAAUAUUUCAAAUUUCACAACUAAGCUGCCUCAAGGGAACCAAACCGAACAUUUCCAGGUUAAACUGGAGGUACAGAUAUUUGAUUCCUUUGGCGAUGCUGCAACUGUUGAACUGACAGUUCAGGUAGGAUAUUUACACAUUUUUCGAGUUCCAUGCCAAUAUAUCCCCAGUUUAGUACCAAAGGAUUGCACCCUCCCCUUUUGUGAGGACUUAAAGGAUUAUACAGCCUGAACUUUUGCCUGAAUAUGUCCUUGUUAUUCAUUUUAUAAUCUUUUAGUUUAAGUAUACCGGCGUUGUAUCAGAAAUACUGGAACCUCACUAGUCACGCUCCACAGUCUGACUUGUUAUUACUUUUCGAGCGACGAGUAGAAUGUGAAGAAGAGGCUGUCACCGCCUCACUCUAAUCUUACUAUUACAGUGUCCCUUCUUAAGCUCGUAUCAGAAGAAUUUCAUUUAACAAGGGUAUACUGUUUAAGCAAUGCUGUGACGGUUCAUCUGGAAUUGAUAGAGAUUAGAAGGCGGACGAUGCUCGGUUCUAUGUUCCCUGAAUUUCGAAAUUAAGAAUUGAGUCCAGUCUGCAACCAACACACCAAAGUUUGCAAGCAGAAAAUAAAUAAUUUUCAGCAAGAAAGGCUUAUUUAAUAUAUCUUCAUUCAUUGUUUCUCUUACCAAAAAGCAGUCGGUAGUACCUUGAGUUCAAGGCAAGAUUACGAUACUAACGUUGAGCGAUUUUCGUAUCAGGUGAAGCCACUAAGUGAUACAGAGGUCAUCACUGAAGUUGAUAAGGCUAUUCGUGGACCAAACAGUACAACUGCUGAGUUAAUUACAUCUGGAAACCAACAAAAGGCUGCACUGACAUCUUACUUCACUCUUACAGCCACUGAGGGGACAGGAAUCUCUCUUGAGGAAAAAGACUCGGUAGUAGAAUAUUUGUAUCAAUAAUCUGUCCUUCAUAUUACCGUAAAGCAACAAGAACUACAGUAAUUAGUUGAAAGCAUUUGUCUGUUCCGUGUCAUGUUAAUUAUGAUUCACGAUUCCAUGUUAUAUAAAUGAUUCCAUGAUGAUGAUUAAUGAUUCCAUGUGGUAUACAUGAAUGCAUUGUAAUUAUCAAUGAACUAUGUUAUAUUAAUAAUUAAUUCGCAGAUUUCUUUCGUGCAUUUUUAUGCAAAGGUGGGGUAUCGACUAUGGGUACUUGCAUCAAGAAAUUGUUAAAGCGAAUACCAUUUUCCUAAACUUAAGUUCAUUUAAUUGCCAUUAAAGGCAAAGGAUGAAGUCUUGAGACACUUGGCUGAAGUUAAGCCUCGAUUACUCGAAGAAGUCACUCAACUUUCGGCAGUGGUUAUCAAAGCAACUCGACAAAGAGAACAUAUGAAAGCCACCUCAUUGGUAAGGAUACUCUUGACACCAGUGAUCUGUACACAGCUAUGCUAUUUACUUCGGGACUAGGUCAGUUUAAGUUGCCCAGGUGACAGUUAAAAGAUCAACUAUCAGUUUUUGCGUAUACGAAUUUCAAAAUAACCAUAUAUUUCCAAGGUAUUCAUCUGUGGUGAUGUUUUAUAUACUGAAUGGAUCAAGUAUAUGUAUACUUACCGUUCACUCUACGUCAGGUCGUCCCAAUCAUGUUAGGAAUACGUUCCUUAAAUGAACCAAUUAAAGAGUUUGGUAACCCAAAGAUAGGACAUCAUGUUAAUGGAAAAGUUAUGAAUUGAUUGAGGAAUAAAUCACCCGAUUCAAGUUCCGUUGAGCGAAGCUUUAUUCCCCUCUGCUAAAAUUUGUUUCUUUUUUUUGGCCAGCGCUUAAAAAAAAAACUAUGAAUUCGAUGCUUAGUCGUCUUAUUAAAGACUCAUAAUAUCUCCACAGUACAGUGCUGCUACAUUACUUCAAUCGAUGACAAAUCACUUAGAUACAGAGACAAGAAAAAGCGAGGAUAUUGAUGAGAUACAAAUGACUGGAGGCGCUCUACUGAACGGAAUGUCCUGUGUUCUUAAUGUUUUGACGAAAAGUAAAGCGACGGACACAAAACAUAACCAACCGGCUGAAAGGAUUGAUCAGGUAAGACAAUUUUACAGAUCGCUAAAAUUAAUGAGAAGCGCCUGAGUACUAGGAGUGAGUUUAAGUCCUCAAGACUACAGCGAAGCCUAGAGAGGCAUACCAAACCCAUUGGUUUAACAAUAGACGUUGUUUCAGACACCGCGCUUAAUCGAAGAUUCAGUUGCUCUGGUGGAUAGUCUGGGCACAGCUCUUCUGUCAACCAAAGUUGUCGGGGAGUCAGAACCUAGCGUGUUUGAAACGAAUGCUCUAUCCAUGGUCCUCGACAGACAAACUCCAGCUAUGAUUGUAAGAAAACAUCUUCAUAGCAGAACCAGUGGAAGUGGUGUUGUGUUUCCUUCACAAACAGUUCUGAUGCAAAGUCUAAAGUUCCCUAUUCAUUCAGUAGAUGCUCAGGCAAGUAACGAUCACCUUAAUUACAUUGAAAUGCUAUGUCAGAAUAUCCGAUUUCCUUAAUCAAGUUUUCAGAUUACAUCAAGUAUUCAUGCAAAUGUGACCAACUCUCCUAAGAUCUAUCUUCCGUUUCCUGAUUCUGAAACUUAUGAGACAUGGAAAAAAGAUCAGUCUAUAAAUCUGAAUUUAAAUUACUCUUUUAUACUCUUUAUUUCAUUAUACAUGCAAGUUAACUUGCUUUAGUGUGUGCUGUUUAAACCAUGGAGUUGACUGCCUCAGAGAACCAUGAGGGACACUACUGAGGGUCUCUUAUCUUUUCUUUUUAGAUGCUCACAUUUAAAUAUAAUCCAUUUUAUUGGGAUAAUACGGCCAAGAAUAUAACAACAGCAAUUAUAGACCUAAGUAUAAAAAGGAACGGAACAGAAUUUCAUAUUUCAGACCUUGAGGAGCCAUUUGAACUGUACAUCCCCCUAAUAAAACAGCCUGUAAGGAGAAAAAAUAACACGUUCUUCGUAAAACCAAGCCAGACAUUUGAAAACAUUCGUUAUCACGAAAUAAGUAUUCCGUCAGAAGAAACAGUUGCUAUUAUUGACAUCGUACCCGAUGGAAACAAUCUAUUAGAUGUUUUUAUCAGCGCUGGAGUAAGACCUACACCAGGUAAUUACAGCUUCAGUAGUAAGAUACCUCAUUAUGGAAACUGCAGGAUAUCUGUCACUGAAACUAUGUUGGACCAGCAAUGUUCACCAUACAGGCUUCUUAUAUCAAGCAGUCUGACCGGCAAAACAGGAGUGUACUACAUUGCCAUAUUGUUUCGUAAAAACUAUUCUAUUAAAGGUAAUGCAGCAAAAGAAGUCGGCACAGAAGGGGAUUUCCCGGUUAAACGCCAGUUGCCAUCUCCUAAAGGUGUCCGAAAGAAGCGUUUUUGUGCCGAUGUUAAGGAUCCUCCAACCACACCGCCGCCAAAACCAAACAUGGUAAACUCAGCGUACAAUUUGCAUGACGUCAAUUAUACAAUGUCCGUGUCAAUCAGCAGCUGUUUGUAUUGGUCCAAAAAGGAUAAAAAAUGGACAAGCAAGGGCUGUAAGGUAAUAAAACAACAAAAUGGAUGGAAUUAUCGCUUUCUUUUGACAUUCCUCACUUUACUUUUAAUUAUAUAUGCAGUCAAAUUAGUCCCUCAUUUAAACCACUUGCUGGACGUACUCACGAAUGCACAAGGUGUUCAAGCAAAACUCAUCCAGCACCUUUCAAUUCAUAACAUCCAAAAUGAGUUUAUCAUCCACAUCCCCGAAGUGCCUUGAAUGUCACGAAUUGAGAUUUUCACAGCUGAGUCGUACCUUCAACACUACAAACAAACAUAUCUUUGUAUCUUAGGUUGGCUUCAAAACCAAUCACACGAAUAUCCACUGCCUUUGCACUCAUCUAUCAGCAUUUGGUGGAAACUUUUUUGUCGCCCCAAAUCCCAUAGACUUUGACAAAGUUUGGUUGGAGUUUAAAAACCUGGAAGAAGCUGGAAACUUCGUGUUAGUAGCUGUGUCCUCUAUAUAUGGAAUAUAUAUGUUGGGUCUACUCUUGGCCCGCCGAUUCGAUCUAAAAGACCAAGCUAAGGUGUGGUUCUAGCAAUAUUUGAUUAAAAUUACUCAAUUUUUCCUCCUCCCCGCCAGGCCUUCAGCAGUUCUGUACAUUACUGAUUUUCAGAAACCAUUACAAUGAGAUUUGUAUAACAAACAAAGUGCAAUGUUAGUACUAUGAAGCUAGUUUUGUCCUGUAAGAAAUUAAAUAAGGGUAGAGGAAAUUAUGUUAUCACUUGGGAAAAUAUCUAACGCAAACGAUUGUUGGGUUAGACGAAUGGCCUCGAUCGGUGAACUUUCUGCUUUGAUCAAGAUUUUCCUCAAGUAGUUAUUAUUUGCACUCGGUGAGAAUAAAUCACAGUAUAACUCAAAACACAUAUGCAGUACUUCUGCUUUUGCUACAUUUAGACUUAGUGAUCUCCAAAAUUUAUUGCCAUCAUUGUUUCCUUUAAGGUUGUGGCAAAUGUAUUGAUGAGUGAAUACAACCAAGAGGGUCACCUUUACGAGAUACAAAUUCAAACUGGAAUUUGGAAAGGAUUUGGUACAACUGCCACCGUAGGAAUUGACAUCUUUGGGGAAGAGGGUAGCAGCGGCCCGAUCAUCUUAUCAGCUUUGUCGCUCUACGGGAAAUUAUUUUCUCGUGGAAGUGUAACGAAUUUUGUAGUUUUUCUCCCCCGUAGUUUGGGACGUUUAAAAAAACUUCUCAUUUGGCAUGACAAUUUCGGCUCAAGUCCAUCCUGGUUUCUUCAGCAAGUCAUCAUUACUGAAUCUCACGGAGGAAAAAAAUGGUAUUUCUUUGCAAACAAAUGGAUUGCCAUUGAACGAGGGUUAGGAAACUUAUGCGUUGAACUUAAAGCAUUAGGGGAAAAAGAGCGCGUUGGAUAUCGUCAUUUGUUUUAUUCUAAAGCUUCAAGAGGACUUGGAGAUGAUCACCUUUGGUUGUCAUUGUUUACUCGUCCACCUCACAGUCCCUUUACUCGUUGUCAGCGACUGUCUUGUUGUGUAUCGUUUCUGUUUUUGUCGAUGAUAACAAAUGCAAUGUUUUAUCAGUUUUCUGAAAAUCCAGCACAUACCUUUCACUUAGGACCACUGGUUUUAAGCUGGAGACAAAUAAUGAUUGGAAUGCAAAGCGGACUCAUAGCAAUCCCUGUAAGUUUCCUUCUUAUUACGAUCUUCAGGAACGUGAGGACGGAUUCUGAAACUUAUUCUAACCCUAGUAAUACUCAGAGAUCGUCUUCUCGUCUACCAUAUUAUUUCGUAUACAUUGCAUGGAUUCUGUGUGCAUUAAUAACCCUAUCAUCUUCAGCAUUCACAAUAUUUUAUGGCCUUUCGUGGGGCAAGGACAUUUCUAACCAGUGGUUGACAUCUAUCCUUACGUCCGUUUUUGGAGAUGUUGUGUUAACUCAGCCUGCAAAAGUAAUUCUCUUGGCUAUGAUUGAAUCGCUCAGAACCAGAUCAUAUCCGGAAAAAGAAGAGGUGUGUGGAAGGACUGCUUACAUAAACCGAGAACAAGAAUAUAAGGCUCCAAACGUUCACGAGCUAACCAGGGCCAGGGAAAAUGGAAGAAAAUUCCUCAAGAUGUGGAGGGUGAUAAAAGAUUUGGUGGUGUUCCUUGUAUUCAUUCAUAUCUUGAUGGUUGUUUGUUACAGCAACAGAGAUUUUAAGAGGUACCUGGUGACUGCUUCGGUGGAGGAAAAGCUCGGCGGUAUGAAUGAGGUAACUUAAGAUAUAACAUUAAUACCAAGGCGUCAAAUCAGAAUCAAAAUAAUCGCGGUAAUUGAGUAGAAGACGGUGGAACAGUUUUUGUCCGUAACCCGUAUCAGCUUACAUUACAAGCGCACCAUGGCGGGUAAAAAGAAUAAGUCCACUAUCAGCUUGUAAUGGAGAAACUUGGCUUAAUUUACUGGUGAUGCCGUAUCAAAUUACUCGUUUUAAAUAAACAAACAGCAACUCGUCCUGCACCCAAACCAAGAAAACAGAGAACUUAAAAGUCGCAAUCAGGCAUAUGCAUGUAUAGUUUUGAUCACUGAUCACAAGGUCGCUGGACUGUCAUUUCAGUACAUGAAACAGCAAAAGUGGUCUCCCGACAUUUCGCAUUUCCAAUAGGAUUGCUUUAAGGAAGUCAGGAGUUCGAGAAAUCGUAAAACAGCUGUUUUACCUCAGACGACUACGGCAUAAGAUCUUUGUUUAUAUGAAAAUUGUCAUAUUUUUCACAAGACAAAAAAAUCGUACAUUUAAAUCAAAUCAGAAUCAUGAGGAAAUUCUGAGAUUUCAUCCAAUUACGAAAGGAAAAAAAACAACUGCUAUGAUACAAAUCUUAAAUUUUGCGCGCGCUUUUGUUAUCGUAGCCCUUCAGGAAGAACAAAAUCUAUCUUUGUGCUGUGUCAAGACAUUCAAACAUUCUCUUUGGAUCUUUAAUUCGACAUCGUAUAGCAACAGCAUUGUGAAUGUAGUUUAUUGCGAAUUUAUAAACAGAUCCUUAUAGAAACAUAAAUUCGUGAACAUUUUGACUGCACCCUGGUAUGCAUAUGGCUGAAACCGGUUUUUUAUUACCCUAAUGCAGUUAGUAGAGUAUAAUUAGCGUGCGAAUCGAGUAAAAAUACGCGACGAUAUUGUACCUUUAGUUGGACAGGUGGUUAUUUUGCUAAAACCUGUUUGACAGGUUGGCUACGUUGGCAAGAGUUGUUUCAAAUGUUUGCACAGAAAAAAAGGAAUUGAUUCUUAAAUAACUUAUUCGACGUUUUGGUGUGCAGUCUCACCAAGACUUCUUAUGAGAUAUGUUUGUUCGUCCAUGGAUUUUCAAGGUUCUUGAAAUGGAACGUAUAUCUUUAGAGGGAUGAAAGACGAGUUCGCAAUAUCUGGAGUCCCGAAAAAUCGAGGUUUGAGGCAUCGGGGUAAAAAAAAAAUCUUACUUACGCACAUCCAACGGAAACACAUUUGGUUUGAGAUAACGGGAGUGUACGAAAAAAAUAUGAUUCCGCGGAGUUUUACGAGUACGCGGGGUUCUUAUAACAAUGUUCUUAAAACACUUCUCCUCAGGUGGCAGAUAAUAAUUUGUUUUGGCUUUGGACAAGAAAUAAGUUAGUUCCUGGACUCUAUAAUGUCUCUUGGUAUAACAUGCAGCCCUUUGCUUAUAAAGAAGGAUUUAUGAGCAACAAAGCAGCGUUCCUCAUAGGUAUGCCUCGACUUCGGCAAAUCCGUGUUAAGGAAGGUGAGAACUAACAUACCUCCUGUAAAACGCUUUAUUAUCCAACUGCACAAAGUAUAGAGCAAAUAAUGCGCGAAUGAAACAUAAAUAUUCUGCGAUAUUGUAUAGUUCGUUAUUUUGCACAGUAAAAAAAACCUUACUCUUCUCUAUCCACUUCGUUUUCCCGCCUUAUGAAAGAUUAAUAGAAACACUUAGCAGAAAAAAAAGGCAAUUGGAUCAUAAAUAACUUAUUAAACGUUUUGAUGUGUAGUAAUGCUAAGUAUUUUCACUCGUUGUGUAUUUGACUGACCUUACGGACUCGUCCAAAUAAGGUAUAUCUCUCAAAAAUACCCGGCGACAAUACACACCAAAACCUCUAAUAAGAUAUAUUUAUCAAAUAAGCCCAACUAUAUUUACUUACUCUCGAGUUCGAACGACCAUUAACCCAAAAUUUUAUUGAUUUCCUAUUUCGAAAGUAUCACAAAUAGAUAAAAAAAUCAGACAAUCACAAUGUUGUCUGUUUUAUCAUCUCCAAAUAUAAUUCACUAGAUGCAAUUACUUUUGAAUCCUUCUGACAGAAAUAGAUAUUCAUUGCAAGUCUUUCCGUGGGAUUCAUGAAAAAGAACGCGGGUCGAAAAAGUGUUCACCACAUCAUUCCAGAACCAGCGAAGACAAAAGUGCAUUCUACCUGCCUGGGUGGAUUUCUGUCGAAAAUCACACGGUCCAUUCUGACAAUUCUGUACUUUCUCAACUUUGUCCGAAGCCUUGGAGGUACAAGUCUCCACAGACAUUACAAACCCUUCCCUAUCAAGGAUAUUUUAGAACGUACGAUGGUGGAGGAUAUGUCGCUUAUCUUGGCUACAAUGAAAAAUCGGCUUCGGAGAUAAUAGACAAUCUCCAAAACAAUAACUGGCUCGACAAACUCACUGCCGCGGUUUUCAUCGAGUUCUCUGUCCAUGAACCGUCCAGUAGACUGUUUAGCUUUGCCAGGUAUCUUUACGAGAGGUUACCAACUGGUGGAAGUGUAACUUCUCGUGACGUGCAGACAUGGGCUCUUUAUCGAGCUCCAAGUGGCUUUUUCGCUGUAUACCAACUGCUGUUUGUCAUAUUUUCCCUUUUGAUCAUAUUUUUGCAAGUCAAAGAAUUUGUAGGAGAAGGCAAGGCCUAUCUUGUGCAGUUCUGGAACUGGAUCAAGAUUUUUCAAGUGUUUACUUCAGUUUCUGCGGCAGUACUUGUGGUGUUGAAGGGAAAUGAAACAAGUCUCUAUGUAAAGAGAGUAAUAAAAAAUCCUUUUGACCAUUCCAGUCCAGAUCAUUUGGUCCAGCUUUGUUACGUCGAGAAUUAUUUACUAGCUAUAUUAAUUCUCUUUUCUACGCUCCAUUUGCUGAAGCUUCUGAAACUUAAUCCUCAAAUCUGGCAAAUGACGAAGACGUUAAGAAGAUCUUGGAUAUCCCUUGUAUCAUUUGCUGCGAUAUUCACUACCUCGCUAGUGGCGUUCUCAUUGGCUGGAUAUCUGGCUUUUGGCAUCAAAAUAUCAUCAUUUUCAUCCUUCUAUCGAGCCCUUGUAACCGUUAUUCAGAUGUGUAUAGGUGGAAAUGUAAACCUCACUGAUGACAAAGUUCAGUACCCGAUAAUUGGUUUAUUAUUUAUGUAUACGUUCGUUAUUUGGAUGAGACUACUUUUGGUCAAUUUCUUCAUCGUGAUUAUAGUGGAGUAUUACAGAGACGUCAGAACAAAUGUAACGUCUCCCAACGCGUCGUUAACUGAAUUCAUGUGCAACUAUUUCUCAGCGAAGUUAACCAAGUUACUGGAAUAUCUACCUUUUUACUUUAAAAGGAAUGUGAAAAAGCGAGAAUUUAAACUCUCUGACGACGUCUUCUGGAAGGAAUUUUGGCAAAGAGAAUUCGGUGCGGUGUCUCAAGAUCUUCACACUUCACUUCAAAGUCUUGAUCCAGAGUCAAGAUCAACUUUAUCUCAGCAAAUCUUUGAUAAUUGUCCCAAUUAUAUAAGUUGCCAAGAGCUCACUAAAUCUAGUUCCAUAGUGAGCGCCAAUAAAGAAUUGCUUUCGAACGAUACAGAAGGGGAAAUCGCACGAUAUUGGAAUACAAGCGAAGAGGAUAUUGUCAUUCUCCAGAGUUUAUCAUUCCCUCUGACGACGCCGUCUUCCAACGAUACCCAACAUGAUACGAAAACGCUAUUUAAAAUUCGCCUCGUUAUGAAACUGCGUUUUGCUGAAUGCUUUUAUGACCUUAGUGAGUUAGAGGUCGUACAUUUUAAGUCCAACAUUGUCGACAUAGCUCAAGAAGUAAAAAGGAUGCUGGCUUACUUAAGGAAGAGGUCAGCGCAACGUUUUGACAGUUUUCUUUAG
Messenger RNA from Pocillopora meandrina, 13790 nucleotides. NCBI's taxonomy places the organism in Eukaryota, Metazoa, Cnidaria, Anthozoa, Scleractinia, Pocilloporidae. The record is from the annotation of a GenBank genome assembly.